CCUGGCAUCAACACGGCGGCGGCGGUGGCGGCGGCUUCCAGCAGGCUCCGGGGCGCCGAGCGGACAGGAACGCAGCCCGGGGACUCUGAGGCGGGGUCUGGGUGUUGAGGGGCGACUGGAGCCAUGGCGGAGUCGGCGCCUGCUCGGAGCCCGUUCCCAGGUUGGAGCGUUUCCAGAUUGGAAACGGUCUCCGUCGCUACGAGUGAGCUCUCCCACUGCCUGGGAGACCCCAGGACUUGCCUCUCUGCGACCACCUCCACUUCGGUCCGAUGUGUUGUCGGUUUCUCCCGUGCUGCAGAUUUCUGUCUUGGGGUUGCAGCCACAGGGCUGGUGUAACAAACUGGGAAGCUUAAAUAACAGAAAUUCUGUCUCACAGUUCCGGAGGUUAGGAGUCUGCAAUCAAGAUGUUUGCAGGCACAGGAGAAAACGACGCUCCACACCUUUAACUUCUUCCACACUUCCUUCACAAGCAACAGAGAAAAGCUCCUAUUUUCAGACCACCGAGAUCUCACUCUGGACGGUGGUGGCUGCUAUUCAGGCUGUGGAGAAGAAGAUGGAGUCCCAGGCUGCCCGGCUACAGAGUCUGGAGGGACGCACGGGGACAGCUGAGAAGAAGCUGGCUGAUUGCGAGAAGAUGGCCGUGGAGUUCGGGAACCAGCUGGAGGGCAAAUGGGCCGUGCUGGGGACCCUGCUGCAGGAGUACGGGCUGCUGCAGAGGCGGCUGGAGAACGUGGAGAACCUGCUGCGCAACAGGAACUUCUGGAUCCUGCGGCUGCCCCCAGGCAGCAAGGGGGAGGCCCCCAAGGUGUCCAGGUCACUGGAGAAUGAUGGUGUCUGUUUCACCGAGCAGGAAUGGGAGAAUCUGGAGGAUUGGCAGAAGGAGCUCUACAGAAACGUGAUGGAGAGUAACUAUGAGACACUGGUCUCUCUGAAGGUCCUUGGCCAGACAGAGGGAGAAGCGGAGUUGGGUACAGAGAUGCUGGGUGACUUGGAAGAGGAAGGUCCUGGUGGUGCCCACCCAGCAGGUGGGGUCAUGAUCAAACAGGAGCUACAGUAUACACAGGAAGGCCCUGUGGAUCUUUCUGGAGAGUUCUCAUGCAUUGCUGACGAGCAGGCUUUCCUGAGCCCGGAGCAGACUGAGCUCUGGGGUGGUCAGGGCAGUUCUGUCCUCUUGGAAACAGGUCCUGGGGACUCUACUCUAGAGGAGCCUGUUGGUAGUAGAGAUCCUAGCAGCAGCAGAACUGUGGGCUGCCCGAAGCAGAAAUCUCAUAGGCAGGUACAGCUCGGCCAGGAAUGUGGGCAAGGCCUGAAGCUGAAAAAGGACAUUUCCCACCCCUACGAAUGUUCUGAGUGUGAGAUCACCUUCCGCUAUAAGCAGCAGCUGGCCACACAUCUGCGCAGUCACUCUGCGUGGGAGUCUUGUACACCUGAGGAGCCAGAGGAGAGCCUUAGGCCCAGGCCACGGCUGAAACCACAGACCAAAAAGGCCAAGCUGCAUCAGUGUGAUGUGUGCCUGAGGAGCUUCAGCUGCAAGGUGAGCCUGGUGACCCAUCAGCGUUGCCACCUGCAGGAGGGGCCCAGUGCCAGCCGGCAUGUCCAGGAGAGGUUCUCACCGAACAGCCUGGUUGCCCUGCCUGGCCACAUCCCUUGGAGGAAAAGCCGGAGUUCCCUCAUCUGUGGUUACUGUGGCAAGAGCUUCAGUCACCCAUCUGACUUAGUGCGGCACCAGCGCAUCCACACGGGCGAGCGGCCCUACAGCUGCACCGAGUGUGAGAAGAGCUUUGUCCAGAAGCAGCACCUCCUGCAGCACCAGAAGAUCCACCAGCGGGAGCGGGGCGGGCUGGCCCUGGAGCCCGGAAGGCCCAAUGGCCUGCUUUAAGGGUGCAGCCCCUCGCCCGUCUGGGGGACGGAGGGGGGUGGCAUUGGUUCCCCCGAGGAGACACUGCAGUCAGGGACUGAGUUCUUCCUGAGAGCAGUUGUUUGUGAUUUGCCUUCCCUUGUCCCAGUACCAAGCCAAGCCCAAAGGCUAUCCUGAAAACCCUGUGGAAGAAGAGUCCAGGCCAGGUCUUCACCCUGCUGCCAAGUUUGCUGUUUCUUGGCACCUUCAGGUCUCUGUUUUUCUCAUUCAUGCCAAUGCUUGUGGGCUGGGGUUGGCGUUCUGACCCCACAGGGACUGGUCGCUGGUUCCAGGGCUCGUCCCAGCAUUUCAUGUCUUCCCACGGGGUUGAGUCGGGCCAUAGGGGUGAGCAGCUGCCUGGAAGAGUUCUGGGAAGUAUAACCCUCCAUUUUUUCUUGUUUUGUAAUCUCUUUGUUUAAUAACAAGUAGAAGAAAUAAUUUAAUUGAACUGCUUAGCCCU
Molecule: messenger RNA, 2357 nt
Organism: Symphalangus syndactylus (siamang)
Lineage: Eukaryota; Metazoa; Chordata; Mammalia; Primates; Hylobatidae
Gene: ZNF212
Product: zinc finger protein 212
Biological process (GO): regulation of transcription by RNA polymerase II
Molecular function (GO): DNA-binding transcription factor activity, RNA polymerase II-specific; RNA polymerase II cis-regulatory region sequence-specific DNA binding
Source: RefSeq, a predicted model, not a curated record